Xenopus tropicalis (tropical clawed frog) is the source of this 1461-nucleotide messenger RNA. It is a transcript of the gene il12b, whose product is annotated as interleukin 12B. Lineage: Eukaryota; Metazoa; Chordata; Amphibia; Anura; Pipidae. The record is from RefSeq and is a predicted model, not a curated record. Gene Ontology annotation, molecular function: cytokine receptor activity. Gene Ontology annotation, biological process: cytokine-mediated signaling pathway. The transcript has 8 exons. Gene Ontology annotation, cellular component: extracellular region. Bases 188 to 1072 code for a protein of 294 amino acids.
GGUCCUGUGAUUGAAUGAAAAAGCCAAAUACCCCAGGUCCUGUGAUGUCACUGCUCCGUAUAUAACUGAUUCUAUCUGCUCCGUAUAUAACUGCAGCCUCACUAAUGCUCUGCAGAUUCUAAUCCAGCUCUGUUGAGUUCUAGGCUCUCACAGUUGGGAAUACCAACCUCAGGUUACUCACUCACAGAUGGAAUACCUGAAGUUUGGUCUCCUUCUCUUGAUGGUGCGUGUGAAUACCCUAUAUGGACUCUGGGACCUGAGUGUCUUGAAAAACACCUAUGUCGUUGAUAUCUCAGAGAGUGGAGAAGGGGAGAAUGUUAUAUUUGAAUGCCCAGUCGUGGAAGAGACGAAAGUCUAUUGGUUAAUAAAAGGUAACCAAAGACCUGGCAGAAUUCUAAGGACCCAUGUGAUGGAGGACAUUGACGCUGGGAAUUUCACAUGCCACCGUCUAACUGGGGAGCUGAUUGAUUAUAAAGUGGUGCUGCUGAAUACUUUAUCCCAUUUGAACCAGAGACUCCUGCCAGGGAAGCAGCCAAUUCAAUGCGAGGCACAGAACUACAGUGGCCACUUUAAAUGCACUUGGAAAAGAAUAAAGAAACACGUACAGUAUAUUUUUGAAGCCCAAAGAGGCAAUUACACAAUUACCUGUGAAAAGCCGUCUGAGAACAACAGGAAGUAUGAGGUGAAUUGCCAUGACAAUGAAUCCUGCCAAUAUGGGGAAGAAAGUCACAACAUUAACAUUCUCCUGCACAUAUUGGACGAAAAACGAUAUGAAAAUCACAGCUUGACCUUUAUGCUGAGAGAUAUCACCAAGCCUGACCCACCGGCUGAACUCAAGAUCUCCAGUACUUCCCUGACGUGGAGUUACCCAAAGACCUGGUGCAAUGUGCACUCGUUUUUCCCUCUUAUAUUCAACGUCAACAUAACAAAGGGAAACAAAAGUCCUGAGCACCAUCAAGGUAUUGAUGUCCCAGAAAUGCCUCGGCCUCCCAAUGGGAAGUUUUCCUUCUGCGUCCAAGCCAGAGAUAUGUACUACAACUCAUCUUGGAGUGAGUGGUCUUGUUCCAAGUAGGUAAAGUAUAGGCACAAUAAGCCAAGAAACAAACAAGCCAAGAAACAGAAAAAGAAGAAAAAAGCGUGACCACGAAGUGUGGUGCAACUGAGCACUCUCUUGUCAGACUACCCUUAACCCAGGUGUCAUAUUAUGUCAGUUUCCUCUGGAACGGAAGAUGCUUAUUUUAUUUUCAUGCAAAGCUUUAUAUGCCCUUUCUAUUGUUCUCUCUAUGUAAUUUAACUCUUAUAUAUAGUGAUAUUUUAUUUAUUCACACUUUAUACAUUAUAGAAAUACUCAGCGUGUUACUAGGAAAAAUGUUCAGGAUCUUCUUGGGAGAAGGAAAGGCUAAUAAAGAGUUAAUCCCAAGCUGCAGGCAUACCUUCAGUUCUCUCAAUAGUGCCCUUAAG